This is a messenger RNA of Paramuricea clavata, 5858 nucleotides long. The record is from the annotation of a GenBank genome assembly. Lineage: Eukaryota; Metazoa; Cnidaria; Anthozoa; Malacalcyonacea; Plexauridae.
UUAAAUGAAGGAUGCAGGUGGUAAAGCAAGUGAGCAGGAAAUCACAAAGAACCUUAUGGAUGGACAAAUAGUGAAUGGCGAGAGUAUCACUGGUCUGGCUGGUCAUCCUUCACAACACAUUGCGUUACACUUGCUUUCAAAGGUUCUUGAUGAUGAGACCAUUUUUAACCUUGAAGAAGGCAACAAUCCUCCUGCAGAGACAUUCGUACCACUCACGGUCGAUCCUUCGAUGAGGUGUGUUGCCAAAUUCUAUUUGUCUUCAUUCUAUCUUUCUCAUGUUUGAGAUUGCUGCUAAAUUAUACACACGUGUUCAUACAUGCACUGCACAAAUUUAAGCGACAUACCGAGGUAAUACCGGUAAUUAUAAUAAAAUCAUAAAAGACCACAUUGACUAAAAUUAUGAUUUGAGUUAAUUUCAAAUGAUCUUUGAGUAAAUAUGUGGAUUGAACAAAUUAUUACGGAUGGGAAAACCUAAAAUUAGGUAGUAAGUUUGCACUGUAUAUGUUUAGAUUUUCUAAAUAAACCUAUACUGCGCAAUGUAGCACUCGUAGUAGUACUUGGAGUUUCUGUGUUAAUCGCAGUGUUAGUAUAAUGUCAUAGAAAAUCGUCGAUGUUGAUUCGCGUCAGAAAAACUAGCUAGUAAAGCCACAAGAGCCAUCGCGUGAAACAUCUGUAUCUUCCAGGUAACGUUGACCGUAACAAAGUUUCGCUAGGGAAUUAAUCUUUCUCAGGGCAUCAACAUCCACUUUUUUUACAAUAUUAAAGUGCCUAUUAAACAGGGUUCGUAGCGGUCUUUGAAAUCCUUGAAAGUCUUUAAAUUUGAAUGCAUGUUUUUAAGGUCUUUAAAAGUCUUUAAAUUCUUUAGUGUUUGAUUAUACGAUUUCCUAGCUAAUAAAAUAGAUUGAUUGAAGCAAUAUUUUCGCAAAUAUCGACGAAAAGGCAUAUUUCAGGAUGUGAUUUGACGGGACUAAUUAUUGGGUAAAAAUGUUGCUUACGCCUGCAAUUUUUCGACAGCUGAUUGCUCUCAAACGUCUUUGAAAAAAGUCUUUGAAAAUAGGCAGCAAAAAUCUUUGAAAGUCUUAAAUAUUUUUGGUUUUGGAGACAACGAACCCUGCUAAAUGUACAAUGCUGGUAAUUAAAGACGAGUAAAGUUAACGUAACUGUUCUUUGUGUGCCUUACUGUAUGUUGUUUCCUGUAUUUUCCAGGCCUGGUGAAGUUGCUUUAUCUUGGUUAUCUCCAAGCCCUCAACCUUCUCCAGAAUCUGUUCUCAAGCCAGAACAACAAUCUUCAUCUUUCCCCGGCGAACAUAUCUGGCAAAACCAUGCUGAUGUGAAUCACAACAAUUCCAUGAACAUCCCAAUCACGUCUCCCAGCCCUGUCCCGACACAUGGCUGGCUCAUCCAAUCCUCAACAUCAUCUCCUGGAACAUAUUUGGGACGAAGUGAGAACGGUACGCCCUUUAUGAAUGGUUAUGGCAGUCUUCCCUCACCACAAAUGUCAUCCUCAGUAGAAAGUCUUGGUAAUGGUGGGUUCUUUGGUCCACAGUAUUGCUCUCCCACUGUUCAUGAUGAUUGGACGCAUUUGAGUGACUCAGAAAACACUCGUCGUGGAGACCUCGUAGACCAUGCAGGAUCAUUUGACUACAGCAGGGUUUCACCAGCACAUCCACCUGUAGGUCUUGUAUGCCUAAGUGGUUCGUGGCCCCAGAAUGGACAGGUGGGCAAAGAUUAUGAAAAAAGUGAAGUGGAAACCCAAAUACCAAAGAACGGGUGCUGCAGCUCAUGGAAGGGAAGUGAACUUGUGGAUUAUCAAACCAAGCCCAUACCCUUUCAAAGGUCAAUUUCUUGUAAAUCUGAUGAUGAUUCGUGGAUUGGUCGCGGCAAGGAAAGCCUGACGGGUUCUUCGUAUGCCAAACAAAAUCUAAGCAAUGAAUUGCAUUUGAGGAUCGAUCAGUGUUACGAGCAGCUGAGAUAUCUUGAAAAAGAACGGCGUAAGGUGAGUUGAGAUUAAGUUUGUUCUCACGAGCAAACCUGCUGUGUAUCGCAUAUACUUAGUUAACGAGGUCAGCGCAUGUUGGUGGCACAUUAGUUGCGUGCGGUAUGGCUUUAACCUCCGCGAUUCUGGUUCGUUUCCUAGGUGUACUGGAUACGAGGUGAAUUUUUCUAGUUUAACUCUUCCAAUUAGAAAUACGAUUGAGUUUGUAUGUCAAACAGCGCAGGUUUUCUCCAAGUGCAGUAGUACACUCCGGUUUCCUGCACUGGACUAGAAAGACGAAGCCCAUGCUGGAUCUCUAGAGAUUAGAACUGACAAACCUAUCCAGUUUAAAAAAGUUGCACAGUUUAGAUUAAGUAUAAUAAAGAUAUCAUGCGAAGAUAGCCGGUAUUAAACCUAACUUAUCUCGAGGAGGUCGUAAGCUAAUAUACUGUAUGAACUGUAUGUAUGUACCCUUAUAGGUUCUGUAAUUGUAAUUCUGCUCUCCUUUACCUUCGUAUUCAUCAGUCACAACGUCAUAGUUAUUUCUGUUAAACCGUUUUGUAUUCUAUUAAUUAGGCAGAGAUAGAUAUCAGCAAAUUCUGGCCAACAAGAAGGGUGUCAUCAGGUGGUGUGAAUGUAUCUACUGGGCGAUUACAUCACAGUCCAUCGCGUGUUGAUAAACUUUUAGUUGAUGUGCAAAAGGAGCAUGCUAAGGUAACUCUUGUUUAACUUUUACAAAAUGUAUAUCAACAUGUGGUGCGAUAUACUGUGUUGUUGUACAUUUUGUGUAUAGCUUUAUCGUCAGGUGCGUCCGUUUUAGAAGAAAAUUUAGUUUUUUUUCGGAAAUUUUUAUUCAAUUUUGCUUUUUUCCAUCUGAUAAAACACUUUUGGUUUUUCUAUAGCUUCUUGAAACUUUGCACUAUACUUAAGAUUUCUGAGAUUUAUUGGCUUUGUAUAGCUAUCAAUAUUUCUGAACUUGACUACCAUAUCCUACCAUAUCCUACCCCGUAACGCUGAGUGAAUCCCACCAAUAUACCUUAUGCAUAAUGACGUCACAAGGCUUGAUGCCCGCGAGGAAUGCUGGUCUCAGUAGUCAUCGCCCAGGAAAAUUUCGAUAUAUAGUGGCCAUUUUGAAUUGUUUAAUUUUCCCGGGCGAUGACUAUUAAGACCAGCAUUCCUCUCGGGCAUCAAGCCUUGUGACGUCAUUAUGCAUAAGGUCUAUUGUUAAACUAGUUUACCCACAGGGUAGUAAAAGCUGCCUUGGUGUAGCAUUGUUCCCAAAUCUUUAGUAUUUUAAAGAACAAGAAUAAGAACUAUUUGUAAUGAAUGGGAAUCAUCCAUAAUUUAUACAUCAACAUUUUCAAAAACGGCCAGUUAGACCAGGGGUUAAAGGGCAAUGACAAUGACAUGAAGGUGACAUUUUACAUGUGCGACUGUGCGUCUCACUAAUUAAAAUUUGCGUGUUUAUUAAUAAUGUUUAUCAAAGAAAGCAAAAAUAUAUACAAGACAAUCUCACAUGUGGAAUUUGUUCACUUACGCACUGCCUUGUGAUGCAGUACAAGUAUAAAUACAAAUGACAAAGCAUUUGUAAAUCCUAAAACAUAAUUAAAUCAUACGGCACAUUCAAGAUUUUAAUAUCGUAUUUCAGCCGCGUUUAUACUGCUUGGCGCAUUCCCUGCGUUAUAUUCAUAUAUACACAGAUUUAUUACUAUGACAAAGUGUAUAAAUAAACCUUUUUAAAGCAUGUCAUUUGCAUUGCAGACCAGAGGCAAAAAGCAUUUGUCAACCACAUACCAAAUUUAAGCAAUCGUUAAAUCAUAUACAUGUCAUGGAAAGAAUAUGGAAAUAAUGUUGAAUGAAAGCAUCGGUGAUCGCGUAUAAUGUUAAAAGCACCACGUAUAAUGCUGGAACCACUGCGUAUAAUUACAAAAGCACCGCGUAUAUAAAUGGUGAAAGCACCGCGUAUAAUGCCGAAAGCACCGCCGUAUAAUGCUAAAAGCACCCAACAAAAUGCUGUUUGAUCACUUUAAGCCAGCUAUGGCUUUCCACUUUUUUACAUUACUUUGAUACCCUGUGUCCCUGACUCUGUUCUUAUUAUUGUAAGGUGGAGGCUCUUGUUGGAAGGAUAGAACGUAUCAGACAUUCGCCCCUCAAUAUAAACAUCAGUGAAAGUGUAGAUGAAAUGAUGGCGUGUAUUCGUCGGUUGCAGUCGUCUCGUAAGGAUGAGAUCAGUGGAUCAACUGCAAGAAACAAGAAUGUGACUGCAAUGCGUUCACCUGAUGGAAGAGGUACUGUAAAUGUUUUUUUCGAGCUUAAACCUAUAAACUGCAGUUUAUAUUGUGCUUACAUAUUGAGCGAACCUGGUCAAUGAUCUACCAAUUGAGCGAUCGAGAUUAGCCCUAAAACCAAGAACAAAAGAAAGUAAUGAUCAAACUCAUUCUAAUGCAAGUGAAUUUAAUUUCAAGGUACUGUAAAUAUUUGAACCAUUAAUAAUGAUUUAGAAUUGAGUAGCACUGCACGGAGACCGCGGAAAAGUCCCAAUAUGACUGUGAGAAAUAUGCAGGAAAGUCUCUUCGCCUCUCUUCUCCAAUACACCCUUCCGGAAAGUACUCAGCCUUAGCUAUUAUAGAGCCUCGUUUUCGUCAUUUGCGAUAUUGGGUCCUUUAUCUUGGUACGGAUGGACACAUUUACGAAAUCAUAGAGUUACAUUAGUCAAUAUUAUAUAAUCAUGGAGUUGAGUAAGCUGUUGAUCAUUUAGGUCAUCGGUGACAAGUUAAAGGACUCUAAAGCCGAUAUCUCAAACCCGAAAACGAGGCUGUAUAGUCAAGGCUUUUCGGAAGUCGAUUGACUAUGUUCAUUGUAACCACAUGAACAUUGUAAGUAAGCAGCCGUUUGUCAUUCGAACGAAAUCCCAAUUAAAAUCAUACCAGUAAAGAACAGAAAUACUGUACUGUUGAUGCAUAAUUGUAUUAUAUUUUCUAGAUAUAAUUUCGCUUAUCUCAGCUGUGCGAGAACUGGCGCUGAAGACACGGGGCUGUCGAACUGCGGUGUGGUGUGCUUCUCAGUUGGUUCUAAGUGAAAUGAUGAAAACAGGACUUACGGCGCCGAGGUCACGUCGUUCGAGCAGCAAUAGCGAGAGUGGGAUCGAGUCUUCUCCGAGUCCAGCUAGCGGCAUGGUUUCAUAGGCACAGUUCUUUUGUAUUGUCUACGAACACGCGUGUUAUUAGUGGCAAUGUUGUGUACAGAUGGUUACUUACACCUCGCUGGUGCUUUGAAUUUAUCUCAAUUUAGUAACCUACAAAAAGCUGGCAGUGUUCAUGCUCUUAUUAAGCUUUAUUAAAUAGUGCACAAUUUCAGCAUCUGUGCGGCUUAACAUGUUCUAUCACUAACGAGUGUUUGCCAGGCCGGAUUAGCUUUAACAUCCAUUCUUUGGUUAUUGGUAUUAAACCGGUUAUGCCACAUCAAGACAUAUAUUUGGGUCAAAAUUGUUAUUGUAAUAUUUGAGACAUUAUUAUGCGUGGAAAGAAUUUCGUACUAUAUUCUUGCAAAUUAAAUAUUAGAGGUAAUGGUUUCAGGAACAAAGUUGGGUUUAAGGAAUUAAAAGUUGUGGGUUAUUGAUAAACGGAACUGCAUCUAAUGGAUAAAUUACAUAUAAAGAAUUUAAUCCAACAAACAUAUAGUGUGUAACAGCUUCAAUAUUUCCUUUAUAACCAUAAAUAAAUUAAGUCAUCGUGUUUUCAAGAGACACUGAAUUGUCUAUGAACAACAAAUGUACAGAACAUAUUGAGUAGUUCACACAUAUCGUAAAGAAUUUAGCAUUUUAAAGCACUGUAGUUGACAUCACACAACUUAAUAAAAUUGUGUUCAUCACAGCGUGUCAAAA